CAAAGGCCGCCUACCUGCCUUCUUCCUUGCAUCGCGUUUGUUCGCACCCACCCCCGUCUGCCCUCCUGUCUGAACCCCCACCUGAACCCAAAGGCUUCCGACCUGCUGACCAGCAACUUCGCCUCUACUUAGACUAGCCAACCUUGACUGCUCUCAACUCCUGAUCUUAGCACACCAUGACGAAGGCUCGGGUCCUGCUCACACUCGUACCUCCCGAAAUGCUUCCUGACCCGGAUCCAAGCGAGUUCACGCGGUGGCACAUGCCGGACUCCGCUGCCCAACGGGAGUACUUCGACAGCAUCGUUCUGUCACCGACUCGCAAGCGCUGGAGCAGGGUCCAGCGAAAAUAUAUAGAAGCAUACCUGGUUGACGAAGAGGCCGAGCGUGUGUCGAUCUACUCAGACUCCGAGGAAGACGAGAGCUACGAGGGCGAAUACGAAGAUGGCAGCGCCUCGGAGAACGACGACGAUGGCGAGAGUGAGCGUGAAGACCUCGCGGAGGAAGAGGUUCAGUACGACGAAGGUUCCAAGGACACGUCGGAUGACGAAGUCAUCCGUGACGAGUCAGUAGAGCUUGAGGCGGAGGCCACCUCGACUCAGCUGAACAAGCCAGCAGUCGAGUACGAGAGCGACGACGACUGGACUACUAGUAGUGACGGUGAAUCAGAGUCCGGGGAUGACGAAGAGGAGAUCGUUUGUACCGGCCACAGACGACCGUUUGUGCGCACGGUGUCUGAGAACGAGCCCGUCAUCCCCGACUUCGAUACGCUUUCGGAAGGACUGAUGGCCGCGGAAGCUUCAGCGGAUGCGCCGGUCGCGUCCCGACCCAGUUCGUCUCGAGGGCAUGCACCCCAGAGACUGCCUCCUCCUUUCCUGCGCCUCUCGUCGCCUGCCCGACCGCCGUUUGCAAACUACGGUAAGACCAAACCGUACAAGGGCGUUCAUGCAUCGGCGGGAAGAACACAACAUGGUGCCCCGGAGUCUACCGUCCGUGCUGGCUUACAGACUGCCCCAGUAGCUGGACCGUCUAAGGGGAGGUCAAUGGCACUACCCGAUGCUGUCAAGGGGGUUCGCCGUGACCUCGACCACGCGAAGGCGACUCGCCCCGUAGCGGGCCCAAGCAGCGUCAAUAAGCGGCCUGCACUUGACAUGCAGCCUCCCGAAUCAACGGUGCUCAAGAAACGCAAGAGACAGGCGUCAGUAGUGCCGGCAUCCUCGAAGCGGCUGCGUAGAACGGCGACGCCCAUCCUUGCCUCUCCGUCCGACAGCGAAGAAGAGGCGGCUCGGGUGGAGAUGAAGCUCGAGGCUGACGACGAGGACUACGUUCCGGAGGGUAGCUCCGCCGCGCUACAACGCACGCGUAAGCGCCGUGCACCUAUCGACGCUGGCCAAGACAAGGAGCCCCGGGCUUCAAAGCGACGGCGUGUAAAAGCGGCGCCGGCCGUUGAACCAGAGACAACGAUCGCCAACGCCGCUGACGCGGGAGAGGGCUCGUCACCGUCCUCGAUCGCCUGCAAGUGGGAAGGCUGCAACAAGUUCCUCGCGCGGAAGGACCUUCCCCAGCAUGUGAAACGCGACCAUGUAGUCGUACCCCAGGAGUACCAGGGCAAGCCGGGACGGUAUGACGUCGUUUGCCUCUGGAGAGACUGUCCGGACAGAGUCGCGGGCGGUGCAGACCACACCGUGCGCCUGGAGAACCUCAAGAAGCACCUUCACAGUGCGAUCGGCACCCGUUACCUCUGUCCCGCCGCGCAUUGCGACAAGUCGUUCUCUCGUGUGUGGCGGCUCAAUGACCACAUCCGUUCUCGCCACCCCGGUCAGAAGCUUGUGACGUCGGAUGAAGCCCUCCAGGCGGACUAAACGGGACCUUCCCUUCUCAUGUUAUGUGCCGCUGAGU
Rhodofomes roseus is the source of this 1896-nucleotide messenger RNA. RefSeq lists its product as uncharacterized. The record is from RefSeq and is a predicted model, not a curated record. The coding region runs from base 177 to 1859 and encodes 560 amino acids. The transcript is spliced from 8 exons. Lineage: Eukaryota; Fungi; Basidiomycota; Agaricomycetes; Polyporales; Fomitopsidaceae.